Molecule: messenger RNA, 3120 nt
Organism: Gavialis gangeticus (Gharial)
Lineage: Eukaryota; Metazoa; Chordata; Crocodylia; Gavialidae
Gene: SMS
Product: spermine synthase
Exons: 11
Coding region: 126-1238 (370 amino acids)
Biological process (GO): spermine biosynthetic process
Molecular function (GO): spermine synthase activity
Source: RefSeq, a predicted model, not a curated record
CACACGCACAUGCACACUCGGCCGGCGCCGCCGCAGCCCGAGCCCCGCGCGCAGACAGGCUCCAGCUGCAGUGGCACUCCGCAGCGGCCGCCUCCACCAGGCAUGGCACGGGGCUCCCCCGCACUAUGGCAGCAGCAGCAGCAGCGCGACACAGCACCCUGGACUUCCUGCUCGGCGCCACAGCUGAUUGCAAUGCCGUUCUUAAAGGUCUACAGCCCAUUUUUCAACAGCAGAGAAUGACAGAAACAGUUCACAGCUGGGAAGAUCAUGGUUACCUAGCAACUUACACCAACAAAAAUGGCAGUUUUGCCACGCUGAGAAUUUACCCUCAUGGAUUAGUGUCAGUGGAUCUGCAGAGCUACAACGAUGAUAUGAAAGGAAGAGACAAAAUUGAUCAUAUACUGAACAAAAUAGAAGAAAGAAUGAAAGAGUUGUUUCAGGGCAGCAUCAAAAGGGUGAAGCGACUGCCAGCCAUUGUGAGAGGAGAUGCCAUUGAUAGAUACUGGCCCACAGCUGAUGGACGUCUGGUGGAAUAUGACAUAGAUGAAGUUGUUUAUGAUGAAGAUUCAUCAUUUCAGAAUAUCAAAAUUCUUCAUUCAAAACAGUUUGGGAAUAUUCUUAUCCUCAGUGGAGAUGUUAAUCUGGCAGAAAGUGACCUGGCAUAUACAAAAGCCAUUAUGGGCAGUGGGAAGGAAGACUACACUGGGAAAGAAGUGCUGAUCCUUGGAGGUGGUGAUGGGGGUAUACUUUAUGAAAUAGUCAAACUGAAGCCAAAGAUGGUCACUAUGGUAGAGAUUGACCAAUUGGUGAUCGACGGGUGUAGAAAAUACAUGCGUAAAACAUGUGGAGAUGUCUUAGACAAUCUUAAAGGAGAGUGCUAUCAGGUUCUAAUAGAAGAUUGUAUUCCAGUGCUGAAGAGGUAUGCCAAAGAAGGAAGGAAGUUUGAUUAUGUAAUUAAUGAUCUGACAGCUGUUCCAAUCUCCACAUCUCCAGAAGAAGAUUCUACUUGGGAGUUUCUACACUUGAUUCUUGACCUUUCCAUGAAAGUCCUGAAACAAGAUGGAAAAUAUUUCACACAGGGAAACUGCAUCAAUCUAACUGAAGCCUUGACCCUCUAUGAAGAACAGCUUGGCAAGCUUUAUUGUCCUGUGGAGUUCUCAAAGGAGGUUGUAUGUGUCCCCUCAUACAUGGAGUUAUGGGUGUUCUAUACCGUUUGGAAGAAGAGAACUGAAAUUUGAAGCUCAAGAUUUCCUAAGUGUACAUGCUGCAUGGAGCAUAUAGGCUUGCCAUGUGUUGCAUAUUGGCAUCUUGAACCUUUAAAUUAUAUGCUGUAGAUGAUUCUGAAACUUAGUCAUGCUAUUGAUUGUGAAUUCUUUAAAUGUUUUUUAUUAUUAUUUUAAUUUAAAAGCAAAUGGAAAAUGUAUAUUUUGAUGAGCUAGGGUGUUAUUUUUGAAAGUCAACUCAAAGAUGAGUUAGCAGCAAGUCUAUAGCUGCUGAAUGCACUGAACCUUUAGAAUGUGAUCCUUUUUAUUUUUUGUAGAUCUUCACAAACUAAUUAAAAACAACAUCUUUAGCAUUUCAUCCCUGAGGGUGGUCCAUGUAGUCUUUGUUUGGUUUUAUCUUUUUUUCCCCUCCAGAUACUUACUUUGAAGCUACAGUGCUUUUAUUGGAGAGAGGGUUGCUGGUUAUGUUUUUGUUUUUUAAGUGAACAUCACAAUGCUUCCAAUACAGUAAUUCUGAAGGGCAUAACUUAAAUCAAAAUACCCCAUGUCCUUGGUUAUAAAGGGAAGGAAUGAAGUUUAGGUUUGUUUGUUUGCUCCUGCUGUAGUCCUUCCAGCAGCAGAUUUGACCUGUUGCCACUUGAAAUUAUUUAGCUGCUGUCACAUUUAUUACUUGGAUUUUAAUGUAGGUUAACACUAGGUUAUAGAAGCAUUUUCAGCACCAUAGAUUUUGAAAAUUAAACCAGGUUUUCACUCUUGCCAUUAUGUGAGAAGUGUAAUGAGGGCUUUCCUUAGAAAGACUUUGUAUAUAGUUAUGGCCUAAUACUGUGUUAAUAAAGACUGGAAAAAUUAUUUAGAUCAUUGUAUAUACAUGCACACACAUUUCAGUUCCUUGCAGAGGAAUUGUGUGUGUACAAUAUAGGUGCACCAUUUAUAUAGGUGUAUAAUGAUUUAAGUAAUGUUCUGUCUUGUUUUCCUUUUUGAAAAUGAGACAGAACAUUAUUUAGAUCAUUGUAUAUCUGUAUAGAUGGUGCACCUAUAUUGUGUGUGUACACACACGAACACAUAUAGUACAAUGUACAAUGCACAUAUAUGUGCAUGUUUAGAAACAAAUACGUUUAUUUCACUAGGAUGAGCUCUGAUCAAAUGGCUGCAUGAGUUCCCAUUGAUACUAAUUCAGGAUUAGGACUGUACAUUGUAUCCACCUCCAAGUCAGAAUUCCAGUGGGAAGCAAGAUUUCAUUGCUUUUGUUUUGUUUAGAAAGGUAAACAUUUCUUCCUUUGGCUGUUUUCAUAUUAUCAGAAAAUUUAUUUUUGUAAAAACUUGCUAUUUACCAAUUUCAUAACAUUGAUCCUAGUUGAUCUUUAAAAAGAGCCCAAUACAUAGGAGGUAAGAAGAAUAACUCUUAUGUACAUUUCCAACAGAGAGAAUAAAGAAAUGCACUAUCUUUCCCUGAAUAUUCCACGCUUUGGACCAAAAUUAUAUUUUUAUUUUUUUAAACCAUUUUAUCUCCAUGUCCUAUAUUUUGAGACAGUGGUGGGCUUUCCUUAAGUUAAUAACAAGAUUGUCCAAAAAAAUCAGGUUUCAGAUUCUUACCCCUAAAUCAAUAAGAAAUAUUUUUUUAAGUCAUCUCUCAGAUCCAAACAGAAUUCUAAAAUGGUGUUAGAUGUUACUUGCAAAGUUUUACUUGCAAAAAAAAUCCUCUUUUCUCUUUACUUGGUGCAUAAUUAUUUUUGUAAGUAUGAUUACAUUGCUAGAGACUACUUUUAAUUUGGAGACCUAAAUGGAAUAUUCCCCCUUUUUAAUUUAACUGUUUCAAAUAAUUGCAGUCAAGAUAUUUAUUUUAUAUAUACCUGAAACAAAAUUACUCCAUGACUGAGAGCCCAUGCAACCCUGACUU